AUGCUCUCUCGUAAUCACUUCGAGACACCGUUGUUGUCAUCAGCUCGGCUUGCGAACCAAACCUUGGUCAUAUACGGUCAAUCGGCCGCUACAGCGACGGCUACGCUACACCAACGAGGCUACAGGGCCAUUUUUUUACCUGGCAACAUCUCUUCCUACAAGACGAUCUAUCCAAAAGGGCUGACAUCGAAAACCGGGUCAGCUUUGGAUAUUGCCCUGCUCUCUGAGGCCUUACAAAAAAAGAUGGAUUCCGAUCGAGGUGGUCGUCUGUGGCGAAGCACCUCAGCCUCUCGACUUCGUACUGUCAGUUCUAGGUCGAGCACUCCAGCGACCAGAGCAAAACCACCAUGGAAGUGA
Messenger RNA from Cooperia oncophora, 357 nucleotides. The record is from the annotation of a GenBank genome assembly. NCBI's taxonomy places the organism in Eukaryota, Metazoa, Nematoda, Chromadorea, Rhabditida, Trichostrongylidae.